CCGGAUCGAGGUCGUGAUGCGUAGUUUACGAGAAGCUGGGUUGUGAGUUUUCUAGAAGCUAGGCUAACUGAUGGAGGCGACAGGCUGAGAAACGGGCCGUUUAAACACAGAAAGUCGACAUUAAACGGUGAGGGUUGUAUGUGUUUGUGAAGAGAACGCCGUUCCGAGGCUCUGCUGAGGAAAAUUAAUCGCCACUGAGUGUGGUGUGAGGUUCGUUGAAAUGGAAGUGGGCCGUCAGAUCCUCGGGAAACUGCAGAGGAGGAAAAAGUCGCUGAUGACCCCAGCUGUGAUCCUGCCAGGACUGGAGGUGCACUUUUACCUGGCGGACACGCAGCAGAUCAUCCACCUGAAAGGCCGUCACUCGGCUGAGCAGCUGUGCACCGAAGCCGCCAAGAAGCUGGGGCUGUCUCCGUUAUGCAGCAGUUUGUUUGCUCUGUACGAUGAAACCACCAGGACGUGGUUUCCUCCGAAUCACGUGUUCCAUGUCGAUGAGACGAUGAGACUCAAGCUGCACUAUCGCAUGAGGUUUUAUUUCACUAACUGGCACGGGACGAAUCAGGAAAUGCCAGCCGUCGUACGGCACAGUCUCAAACAGACAGGAAACCAGGGGACCGCUCUUCUGGACUCGUCGUCACUGACCUACCUGUACGCGCAGAGUCAGUCUGAUUUCCAGAGUGGCGCAGCAGCACUUCGCAGCUUUCAGUGUGAGGAGGAAGCCCAGCACAUCGAGAACGAGUGCUUGGGAAUGGCGGUGAUGGCGAUUUCCCACGAUGCCAUCGGGAAAAACCUGCCUGCGCGGGAACUGGCUCGGAAAUUCAAGUACAAGAGCUACAUCCCGGCCAGCCUGAACCAGUCCAUCUCUCAGAGGAACCUCCUGACCCGGCUGCGCAUCUCUAACGUCUUCAAGGUGUUUCUCAAGGAGUUCAAUGACAAAACGGUGCUAAACAGCAGCGUCACCAAACACGACUUGAAGGUCAAGUACAUUUCCACUCUCGAGACACUGACCACGCACUUCGGCUGCGAGGUGUACGAACCCAAGUCCCUCAGCAUCCACGAGAACAACGAGGUUCCCUCAGGUUCUGCCAACGAGGACGGGGCUCGGCGUCGCCUGCUCGUUUCCGGAACCUGUGGCAUCAAAUGGCAGGUCAUGCCUCCUGAGAUUUGCCCGAAUCUACAAAGGAAGCGAUCAAAGAAGAGCAAACAACGACAGGGUCAGCUCAGCGCCGUCAGGGAAGACGACAGAUGGACGACGUUCUCGGAUUUCCAUGAGAUCACGCACGUCGUCAUCAGGGAGGCAGCGGUCACGGUUUUCAGACAAGACGACAGGAGGAUGGAAGUGUGCUUCGCUAGCCGUGAGGAGGCGCUGGCCUUCGCCAGCCUGAUAGACGGCUUCUUCAGGCUCACUGUAGACGCGCAUCACUUCCUGUGCACCGACGUUGCUCCCGAAUCCGUAGAAACCAACCUACGUGAAGGAUGUCACGGACCAAUCAGCACCGAGUACGCUGUUCACAAGCUCAAACAGGAAGGCUAUGAGGAGGGAAUGUACAUCCUGCGCUGGAGCUGCGCUCAUUACGACCACGUCCUGCUGACUAUCAUCUGCAACGAGAGAGACGUCUCCGGUGAGAUCAUUAAGACCUUCAAGAACUUUCAGAUCGAGAGGACCGAGGGCGGAUUUCGUCUCUGUGGGACGGACGUGGAGAAACCGACGCUGAGGGAGCUGACUGACCGGCUGUGUGGUCACUGUCUGAGUACGGACAACACCACUCUGAAGCUGGCACGAGGUUGUCCUCCUCAGCCUCGAGAACUGUCUAAUCUCCUGAUGGUGACGAGGCCAGACUCCGUCACUCCUCCCUCCCUGAGCAGCCAGCUUAUCUUCCACCGCAUCAACAAAGCAGACAUCGAACAGGACAAGCACUUGGGGAAGGGAACCCGUACGAACAUUUACUCAGGUACGCUGAAGCUGAAGAGCGAUGAGGACGGCUUCAACACUGAGGAUGUCCCUGUGGUCCUGAAGGUGAUCGGGGCAGGACUUAAGGACGUUUCAGUCUUUUUGGAAACAGUGAGUCAGAUGCGUCAGAUCACUCACAAACACAUGACAUGUCUGUAUGGCAUCUGCAUGCACAGCAUGGAUAUCAUCAUGGUGGAGGAGUUUGUGCAGCACGGACCUCUGGAUCUGUUCAUGCGUGCUCAUCACGCCGAACUCACACCGUCCUGGAAGUUUCAGGUCGCCGAGCAGCUCGCUAGCGUCCUCAGCUACCUGGAGGACAAGAAGCUCGUCCAUGGCUACGUGUGCACAAAGAACGUCCUGGUCAUGAAAGACGGUCUGGAUGGACAACAAGCUCCGUUCAUGAAGCUCAGCAACCCAGGAGUCUCAAUCGCAGCACUCAACCGAGAAGAGUGUAUCGACAGGAUCCCAUGGAUCGCCCCGGAGUCUGUGAAGAACCCUAAAGCGCAGAACGUGGCAGCGGAUAAGUGGGGCUUCGGGACGAUGCUGUGGGAGAUCUGCUACAACGGGGAAGUGCCGCUCAGGGACAAGACACGUGCUGAGAAGGAGAGGUUCUAUGAAGCGGAGGGUGCACUGAUAAUUCCCAACUGCAGUGAACUGGCCGAGCUCAUCACUCAGUGCAUGAACUAUGACCCCAGGAAGAGACCAUUCUUCCGAGCCAUAGUGCGCGAACUGGACCGCAUCAAGGAGCAGAACCCGGCGAUGGUGUCGGACACCAUUCCUGUUCAGGAGAUCGACCCCACGCUGUUCGAGAGCAGGUUCCUCAGGACAGUUCGGGGCCUGGGAGAGGGUCACUUUGGGACGGUGGAGUUGUGUCUGUACGACCCACACGGAGACUACAGCGGGCAGAUGGUGGCCGUCAAGUCGCUGAAGUCGGAGAGCGAAGGACCCGAGGGCAGCAACCUGAGGAGAGAAAUCAACACGAUGAGAGAGCUUUACCACAACAACAUCGUCAAAUACAAAGGCAUCUGUACUGAGGAGGGUGGGAGAAUGAUUAAGCUGAUCAUGGAGUAUCUGCCUGCUGGGAGCCUGAAGGAUUAUCUGCCCCGACACAAAGCUCAGACGAGCCAAGAGCGCCUGCUGCUCUAUGCCAUCCAGAUCUGUCAGGGAAUGGACUACCUGGGCUCUCAGAACUACAUCCACAGAGACCUGGCAGCUCGUAACGUUCUGGUGGAGAACGAGACGCUGGUCAAGAUCGGAGACUUCGGCCUGACCAAGAGCAUCAAAGACAACGAGGACUACUACACGGUCAGGGAGGAGCAGGACAGUCCGGUGUACUGGUACGCUCCUGAGUGUCUGAUCCACAGGAAGUUUUACAAAGCCUCGGACGUCUGGUCUUUCGGAGUCACGCUGUACGAACUCAUGACCUACUGCGACCGCAAGACGAGUCCUCCUGAGAUGUUCUUGAAAAUGAUUGGCCAAUCUCAUGGUCAGAUGACGAUGGCGCGACUGGUGAAGUCUUUGGAAAAUGGCUGGAGGUUGUCCUGCCCUCCAUCUUGCCCGGACAUGGUGUACACACAGAUGCGGAGGUGCUGGGCUCACGCUCCAGAGGACAGAGUUGACUUCAAAGGCCUGAUCGAGGUGUUCGAGCGUCUCUUGUCGAGCGAAGAGCUCAGUUUAUUACGCAGCUCUUAAAGCAGCCAUUCUUAAAUACUUUUUUUAUUUUUUUAUACUAUACAGUCAAGCCGGAAAGUCUGCGCACCCCUUUCACCUUCUCCACGUUUUAUUACGCUACAGACUUAUUCUACGAUAGAUUGAGUUCAUUUUUUUGUCAUAAAAUUCUGCACAAAGUGAAAGCGAAUUUAUUACAAAUCAAAAAUGUAAAAUAUCACGUGUGCACACCCUUUGAUACGACACCCAAAAGUGAGCUGAGGUGCGUUUUGUUUCCACUGAUACUGCUUGAGAUGUUUCUACAACUUAAUUGGAGUCCACCUGCGGUAAAGCCAGUUGACUGGAUACGAUUGGACCGGAAAAUACACAACCGCCAUCUUGUCGGUCAAAAACACCGCUGAGUACUGCUGCACUCGUGUACAGAAUGGAUCAAUUUCAACCGACGGACUACACGGCUCAUUUUUCUAAUGAACAGAUAACUAGAUACAUGUCUAAAAUAAACGAUCUACAGAUUUGUGACCCUUAUGGCUUACCGGACGGAGUUUUCACGACCGGAUUUUGAACUGCCAGCGGAAUACCCGGACGUGUAUAAUUACCUCAUUAACUUUCCCUCGCUGUUCAGUGGUGAAGCACUGCGUGCUUAUAAAUCUCUAAACAGUUAUCUCUACAGAAAUUCAGGAUUUGUCAGCGACUCAGAUGUGGCAUCUUGUAAACAAGAAUCCUCAUUGGACGGGUAAGUCACUUAAGUAUUGAGUAUAGCACUGACCAGCUGAUUAUAGAAUAAGGUAAUUCCAGCUGUAAUUCCAAAUCGUCCGUCUUGUUUACAUGGAUCUGGCGUUGGAGAGGUAGAGGCUUAGCAGUGGAGGUUUGAGUGGCUGUUUUCUGAGCUUAGUCAACAGGCCGGCUCUGCCUGCAGCCUCGCUUUUGCUUCCACUCCCGGCGCCGCCUCCUUCACUUUGCUUCCGAUAACAAUCCACGGAGACCCCGCUGGUCUCGCUAUCUCGUCCGGAAUUUUUUUUUUUUCUCGUCCGGAAUGUUGUGCAUGCGAUGGAAAUCGCUACAAACCGUCAUUUUCUGCUGGAAACCAAUGUCCAGUAAGUCCAUACGGUUGUAGUGGAUAUUGAAGUCCGGUACAGACGAACAACACGCAAAAAUACACACAAAAAACAUAAACGUGCACAGGUAGGGAGAGCUUGUAGCCGCAGCCGUUGUAGUAGAAUUGUAUAUAGUAGGGUUUUCCAGAAGAAAAGGCAGAAGUAGAAGGCAGAAUAUGGCGUUUGACCGACAAGAUGGCGUCUGUCACAAUCUGGAUCGGCUGUGACGUCACAUGCAAGUGCUCCAUAUAAAGGUCCCACAUCAGAGCAAACGCCAAGCCAUGGGGUCAAAGGAAUUAUCUUUCGUCAAUGGACAUUUCAUCAAGUUUGGAACCACCAAGAACCUUCCUAGACCUGGCUGCCUGGCCAAACCGAGCGAUCGGAGAAGACAGGCCUUGGCCAGGGAGGUGAGCAGGAACCCGAGGGUCACUCUGACAGAGCUCCAGCGUAUCCUUGUGGAGAUGAGAGAACCUUUCAGAAGAUCAACCAAAUCAGGCCUUUAUGGUAGAGUGGCUAGACGGAAGCCACUCCUUAGUACAUGAUGGCCCACUUGGAGUUUUCCAAAAGGCACCUAGAGGAACCCUCAAACCAUGAGAAACAAGAUUCUCUGGUCUGAUGAAACCAAAAUUGAACUGUAGGAAACCAGGUACCGCUCAUCACCUGGCUAAUCCCAUCCCUACAGUCAAGCAUGGCGGUGGCAGCAUCAUGAUGUGGGGAUGUUUUUCAGCAGCAGGAAUGGGGGGGGGGACUAGUCCUGAUGAAUGCAGCCAAGUACACCGAGAUCCUUGAAGAAAACCUGCUCCAGAGUGCUCUCGGGUGAAGGUUUACCUUCCAGCAUGACAACGACCCAAAGCAGUGGCUUCAGAGAAAGCCUGUGAAUGUCCUUGAGUGGCCCGGCCAGAGCCCAGACCUGAAUGCAGUGGAAGGAGCUGGAAGUGGCUGUGUACCGAUGCUCCCCAUCCAACCUGACGGAGCUUGCAAGGAUGUCCAGAAACAAGUGUGCCAAGCUUGAAGCUGUAAAUAAACUCUUUUUGGCAGUAAAAUAAAAUUGCGUAUUUUCUAAAAACCUGCUUUCACUUUAGUCAUUAUGAGCUAUUUUGUGUCAGAUCUCUUGUAGAACGAGUCUGAAACGUAAUAAAACGUGGAGAAGGUGAAAGGGGUGCACAGACUUUCCGGCCUGACUGUAUAUCGUGUCUUAUCUUUCCUUUCCUUUAAGGCCUGACCUCAUGGCAAAAGAAGCGCUUGUAUUCUGACACCUGAAAACCUCUGAGCACGUAAACGGUCCGAAUGUGGACAGGAUUAUCUUGGUGCUCUUACACCAGGUGUUUAUACGCUCCGUGGUUUUGUUGUUCUGCUGGAUUAGGGACGUCUUUUCAGACAUUAAAGUUGUAACCGUCAGGACAAAGAAAGCGCCGUUUAAAGGGUGUGACUUUGGUGAGAACGCUGAAAUGACUUGACUUACAGGAUGAAACGGCUUGAUUAGACCUUUCGCAGAAUAUCACGACUUGAAACAAUAAAAUGCUCUGAUUGGGCAAAGACGGUGGAGGAAAACUUGUGUCUGAAAUAGUGCUGUCAAAAAUGUCGCGUUAUUAACGCGUUAACUUGACUCAAUUUUAACGGCGAUAAUUUUUUUAAUCGCGAGAUUAACGCUCUGUGACAUGAUGCCACGCCCCGCACAGCCAGAGUCCUCUGCCCUCCCCCGAAGAGCCACGGUGCUCGGCUUAGGUUUCGUUUUCCCAUCGGCGGCUCCAGCCCCACUUUGCAGUGGCUGUGACAAGACGUGUUAUGCUCUGCAAUAAAAAAAAAAACAUUGGUACAACCAGUGUUGGAACUAUGCCGAUAUUUUCGGGGGGGGGGUCCCUUAUUUUCCCUUGGGGGGGGGGUGCUUGCGCUUGUCUCAGAGCGUGGAUCUCCAUCGCGCGCUCACUUCGGAUAUGCAAAUGCUUCCCGUUACACACGAUUGCUAUGUCAAUAAACAUCAUUUUGCCAAUAUUUUAGAGACCCCCCAACAUUUCCCAAAUCAUGUUUUCAAGGGAUCUCAUGUCUGUUUCAGGGGAUCUCGGAUCCCCCGAGUACCCCCGUAGUUCGAACGGUGAGCAAGCCCAUUCACUUUUUUAUGCUGAUAAGAGAAUUACAAUGGUUUUUCAUGUGACAAAAAUGUGCGAUUAAAUUGCGAUUAAUCGCGAGUUAACUAUGACAGUCGCGACAUUAAUCGCGAUUAAAUAUUUUAAUCGCUUGACAGCACUAGUCUGAAAUAAUUAGAUGUCGUAGUUUGGUAAUUGAUCAAUUUUAAAGUCUAAAAAAAUAAAUCAAUCUUCUAAAUCCGCUGGUUAUGAAACUCGUGUCCAAUUUCGGUCUUAAAAAGAUGACUUGCGUGUGCGAUAAACGGCCUGUGCGUGCAGCGGGACGUGUCGUAGGCGUGCUAACUGUGCUCACUGGCUGUGAGUUCAGAUCUCCGUGAGACUUGUGGAGGACUGGAACUAACCUCCACCUCCACUGAAAUCAGGCGUCAGGUACCGUAUAACGCCGGUUAAAAGCCGUGAGGCGGGAAACUUCCCCAAAUGAAAUACAGAUGUAAAAUAAGAGUGCAGAUGUUUGUGUGCGCGCGCGUUUAAGUUAAAUGUAAAAAUUGAAAUGCUUUGAGCAUGAAAUGGAAAUUUUCAAGGUUUUAAGCGAGGAAUUUGUUGUUAGGAUGCUGAGAUGUAAUUUGAGAGGGGGAAAAAAAAACCUUUUGUAUUUUUUACACUCUACCUGAAUUUACGACGUUCAUGAUGAUAACCUUCGUCCUUUUCCUGUCGUCAUCUUCGCAUUCAUCACGCUGCCUGGUGUAGAAGCUCGAUUCCACCACCAGUGAGGAAAAUAAUAUGCACGUAAUUAAUUAUUUUGCAGUUGCGAGAUUGAGAUCAAGAGAUGUUCUCUUGUAUCCGUGAGUUGUUUUUCUGCUCGUGAAUCUCACAUUUGUGACUUAGCGUAGUUUCAUACAGGCUCGCACGCAGCAGCGCGUGGAUUAAGAAUGGUGUAACGAACGAAAACGCAAAGUCGCGCUAACUCACAGUUGAGAGAAAACGUUACGAGAGAUUAACUUGCAGUUGGAAGACAAAAAGCUGCGACAGCGAGAGAAAUCCAGGUCGUGUUUUCUCUCGUGGCAGAAUCGAGCUUCCGUCACCACCAGCCAUCAAGCAGAUAUUUUAUGUUCGAUAUGGAUGUGUGAUCUUCUGCAGUUUGCGCAGAAUCCUCGCGCAGCAGGGAAAUGUGAGGGAUCUGGAUGUUCUCUGUAAUCAAAGAUGACGUUUCAGUUUGCUGCUUUGUUAUUGAUGUCUUUUUUUUGUCAAAUUCAUUAAAAGUCUUUAUUUUAUUGGUGAAA
This is a messenger RNA of Neoarius graeffei (lesser salmon catfish), 8074 nucleotides long. RefSeq names its product tyrosine-protein kinase JAK1-like. The record is from RefSeq and is a predicted model, not a curated record. Gene Ontology annotation, cellular component: cytosol; cytoskeleton; membrane. The transcript is spliced from 24 exons. Gene Ontology annotation, biological process: cell surface receptor signaling pathway via JAK-STAT; tyrosine phosphorylation of STAT protein; cytokine-mediated signaling pathway. Gene Ontology annotation, molecular function: ATP binding; cytokine receptor binding; non-membrane spanning protein tyrosine kinase activity. Lineage: Eukaryota; Metazoa; Chordata; Actinopteri; Siluriformes; Ariidae. Bases 221 to 3640 code for a protein of 1139 amino acids.